AUGGCACCUAAAGUUUUUUUCCUCUUCUUUUUUGCCCUUUUUUUGUUUAACACAAUUAAAAGUCAGUCCAUGCCCAAAUUUACAUCAAUUCUUGUUUUUGGUGAUUCAACAGUUGACACUGGAAAUAACAAUUAUAUAUUUACUUUAUUCAAAGGCAAUCAUAUACCUUAUGGAAAAGACUAUUUUAACCAUGUAUCAACAGGUAGAUUUUCAAAUGGAAAAAUUGUACCAGACAUAUUGGCAAAUUUAUUAAAAUUAAAAAAAUAUGGUGUGCCACCAUAUUUAAAUCCAAAUUUAUUGGAAAAUGAUUAUAGAAGUGGAGUUUCUUUUGGAUCAGCUGGAUCAGGAUAUGAUGAUUUAACAAGUUUAAUUUCAGGUGUAAUUUCAAUGAGAAAACAAUUAGAAUAUUUUAAAGAGUAUUUGAAGAAAUUGAAUGAUUUUUUUGGAGAAAAAGAAAAAAAAAGAAUUGUGAAAGGUGCUUUGGUUAUGGUUAGUUCAGGGAGUAAUGAUUUUAUAUUUAAUUUCUAUGAUGUUCCAACAAGAAGGGUUGAGUUUAGUUUGGAGGUGUAUCAAGAUUUUCUUCUAGACAAGGUGCAAUGUUUUGUCAAGGAACUUUAUGAACUUGGAUGUCGAAAUAUUAUAGUGAAUGGGCUACCUCCAAUUGGUUGUCUUCCAAUUCAAAUGACAGCAAAAUCUCCACUCCAUAGAACUUGUAUUGAAAAAGAAAAUUCAGAUUCUCAAUCUUAUAAUAAAAAACUUGAAGAAUUAUUGCCACAUUUACAAGCACAACUUAGAGGAAGCAAAAUACUUUAUUUUGAUAUAUACACUCCUUUAUCACAUCUCAUCAAUAAUCCACAUGAAUAUGGAUUUGAAGAAACAAAAAGAGGUUGUUGUGGAAGUGGAUUAUUAGAAACAGGACCCUUAUGCACAAAAAAAUCUCAAGUGUGUUCACAUACCUCACAAUAUGUUUUCUUUGAUAGUAUUCAUCCAACUGAAUCAGCUUAUUACCAUAUUUCUGAGUAUUUUAUGAAGGAGAUUCUCCCAAAAUUCUCAAUUAUUGACAACUUUUAAUUUAUUAAAUUCAAAGAAAAUUUGUAAAAGAUAAAAUAAAAUUAGGUGUUAUUUGGCUUCUGGUUAAAAAGGGAAUUAUUCAUGUAUUUAAA
Solanum pennellii is the source of this 1163-nucleotide messenger RNA. RefSeq names its product GDSL esterase/lipase At1g58430-like. Gene Ontology annotation, molecular function: hydrolase activity, acting on ester bonds. Lineage: Eukaryota; Viridiplantae; Streptophyta; Magnoliopsida; Solanales; Solanaceae. The transcript has 3 exons. The record is from RefSeq and is a predicted model, not a curated record. Bases 1 to 1071 code for a protein of 356 amino acids.